AGAGAGCGCUCAUAAUUGGGACAUUCACUUCGCUCCGACCUUCUAAUCGGAGGGAAGAAGAGGUGAUAAGAACGAGAUAAGAGUCACUAGGUGCAGCGAUCCUGCGAAGUACCGUUACCAGGAUGAGGAGACUCCCCCGCUGGAGCACAGUCCGGCCCACCUGACUCCAGGCAAGAGCGGAGAGCUUCUGCACCUCAGCGACAGCGCGCACGCCCCCAUCGACGGUCUCCACGGCUACGCGCCUCACACGCACCUAUCGCCUAGCAAGCCCGUGUUGUUACCAGGCAGCCAAACUCCUUACUACGCUACCUCCACUCUGAUGAAUGGGAUGGACGGGGAAGUUGAAUAUGAGGAAAUUACGCUGGAGAGGGGGAACUCUGGUCUGGGUUUCAGUAUAGCAGGAGGGAUCGAUAAUCCCCACAUAGGAGAUGACCCCAGCAUCUUCAUCACCAAGAUCAUACCAGGGGGAGCUGCAGCUCAAGAUGGCAGACUGAGGGUGAACGACAGCAUUCUGUUUGUGAAUGACGUGGACGUGCGCGAGGUGACCCACAGUCUGGCCGUGGAGGCUCUGAAGGAGGCCGGCCCCAUCGUCCGCCUCUACGUGCUGCGCCGCAAGCCCGUCUCCGAGAAGAUCAGCGAGAUCAAGCUCAUCAAGGGGCCCAAAGGUCUGGGGUUCAGUAUAGCUGGUGGUGUAGGGAACCAGCACGUUCCAGGAGACAACAGCAUCUACGUCACCAAGAUCAUCGAGGGCGGAGCGGCACACAAGGACUGUCGGCUACAGAUAGGGGACAAAAUACUGGCCGUGAAUAAUGUGUCGUUAGAGGACGUGAUGCAUGAGGACGCUGUGGCGGCGCUGAAGAACACAGCGGAGGUGGUCUACCUGAGGGUAGCCAAGGCCCCCCACCUCUACCCUGGGGACGCCUACAACCCCCCAGAUAUCACCUCGUACUCUCCACAUAUGGACGACAUGGGCCACCCCAACUACCUGACCUCUGAUUACCCACAAACCCUCUCUCCCACCACGCCGCGCCGCUACUCGCCCAUCCCCAAGGGCCUCAUGGGAGAAGACGACAUCCCCAGGGAGCCGCGGCGUGUGCUGAUCCAUCGGGGCUCCACGGGCCUGGGCUUCAACAUAGUGGGCGGUGAGGAUGGCGAGGGCAUCUUCAUCUCCUUCAUCCUGGCAGGGGGACCGGCCGACCUGAGCGGGGAGCUGCGCAAGGGCGACCAGAUCCUCAGCGUGAAUGGGGUGGAUCUUAGGCAUGCAACUCACGAGCAGGCGGCUGCAGCACUGAAGAAUGCCGGCCAGACAGUGACCAUCAUCGCGCAGUACAGACCUGAAGAGUACAGUCGGUUUGAGGCGAAGAUCCACGACUUGAGGGAACAGCUGAUGAACAGCAGCAUGGGAUCAGCCACAACAUCAUUACGGUCCAAUCAGAGAAGCUUUUACAUCAGGGCUCUGUUUGAGUACGAUAAGACGGCGGACUGUGGCUUCCUGAGCCAGGCGCUGGGCUUCAGCUUCGGUGACGUGCUGCACGUGCUGGACUGCUCUGAUGAGGACUGGUGGCAGGCGCGGCGUCUCAGCCCCCACGGGGAGCUGGAGGAGGCCGGAUACGUCCCCAGCAAGAGGAGAGUGGAGAGGAAGGAAUGGUCUCGAAAGUCCAAAGAACGGGCAAGCCUAGGGAGAGAUGACUACAUCCAGAGCUAUGAGGCAGUCACUCAAAUAGAAGUGCACUAUGCACGCCCCAUCAUCAUCCUGGGCCCCACUAAGGACCGUGUCAACGACGACCUGCUGUCCGAGUUCCCCGACAAGUUCGGCUCCUGUGUCCCGCACACGACUCGGCCGAAGAGGGAUUACGAGGUGGACGGGCGGGACUACCACUUUGUGUCGUCGCGGGAACAGAUGGAGAAGGACAUCCAGAGCCACCGCUUCAUCGAGGCGGGCCAGUACAACAGCCACCUGUACGGCACCAGCGUGCAGAGCGUCAGGGAGGUGGCUGAGCAGCAAGGGAAGCACUGUAUUCUGGACGUGUCUGCUAACGCCAUCAGGAGACUGCAGGCCGCGCAGCUCCAUCCCAUCGCCAUCUUCAUCAGACCCACCUCCCUGGAGAAUAUACUGGACAUUAAUAAGCGUCUGACAGAGGAACAGGCGAGGAGAGCUCUGGACCGUGCCAUCAAGCUGGAGCAAGACUUCAUCGAGUGUUUCACAGCCAUUGUGGAGGGCGAGAGCUUCGAGGAGAUCUACCACCGCAUCAAAUCGGUGAUCGAGGACCAAUCAGGGCCUUACAUCUGGGUGCCCACGCGAGAGAGACUCUGAGGAGACGCGGGAGGAAGAGUGGAAGAGGGGGAUAGAGAGAGGGAAGGAGAGAGAGAGAGAGAGCGAGUGGGGAAAGAACACGCAAUGAAAGUACGAUAGGAAACAAGUCAUAGAGAGAGACACAGACAGAAAUGACUGUCUGUUAUUUGCCUUCCAGAUGCUCUCUCUUUCUCUUCCUCUGUCGCUCUCUUCCCUCGUUUUAUUCUUGACCACGUCCCUCCUUCUCUCCGAAUGUCCACUUGGCACCGUCCCCCCCUGGUCCAGUUUGGACAAAAAACGGACACAGAAACUAUCUCUCUGUCUGGACAUUCUGACAGAGGGACACGCAUCUGAAGACCUGAUGUGACCAAGGAGAGAGGAGCGGCCGGCGCCCGAGGAGGAAGAGGAGGAAGAGGAGGAAGAGGAGGGGCGACGGAGCUCUGUGUACACACUGUGGGAGUCUGGAUUAAACAGGAAGAUCAGAAGGACUGCAGGAGGGAGAAGACUUUGUGUUGGAGAGUGUGUGUGAGCUGGCCGAAACACACGUACACGCGUAAAAAUGGUUAUAUGCUACAUGCCAGCGUACACACACACACACACACACACACAAACGCGCGCGCACACACACACACAUACACGUUCACAAAAAUACUUACAUAGCAGCACACUCUCAUACAAAUACUUUUAUUCACACACACACACACACACACACACACACACACACACACACUACAAGUCUAUGUCUGUGAACUGAAGAGAGGUGACCAACAGCAAGGACAGACAAGUACGAAGACUUCUCUGAUGAUGUGUGUGUGUGAGAGAGAGAGUGUGUGUACUGUAUGCGUGUGUAUGUGCAUAUAGCCCUUUGUAGAUUCUCAUAUAUUUGAUGUAUGUAUUUGAAUUCAAAUGCAGAAAAAAAACAUAUAUAUAUAUAUUUGCAGUGUGUGUGAGUGAGAGUGCCUGUGUGUGUGUGUGUGUGUGGUUGGGUGUGUGCAUCUUUUGUACAGUCUUUGAGGAGGGUCUUGGUGCUCUCUCAAAAGUGAAUGAAGGAAUCCUGGGAGGGUACGGUGGCCUGGAGAGGUGAAAAGAGUCCAGCUGGAAAAGGCGAGAGGCAAUAUGACAUCAGAGGAGCACAGUGCACUUUACUGAGACUCUCUCCCUCUAGACCUAACACACACACACAGACACACACACACACAGUAACACACUCUCCACGAUAUACAUACACACACACAGACACACAGACACACACACACACUUGGCCUUUCUACUAAUGUCCUCAGCACUUCUCUUCCCUUCCACUUCCUUCGGUGUGGUGUGUGUUUGUGUGUGUGUGUGUGUGUGUGUGUGUGCGUGUGUGUGCGUGUGUGCGUGCAUGUGUGCGUGCGUGUGUUCAAGCAAGCUCCCAGUUUUUCCAUCCAGAUGAUUUUGUGUAGGGCUAUUGUUUACACACUAGACAGGGAGGGACAGAAAAGAAGGGACAGAGAGAAAGAGCGAAGGAAAAGAGAGGUGAAAUAAACAAGCGAGAGAAAGACAGGAGUAGGGAGAGUGGAAUAUGGAGGUGUGCACACGCACACCUCCAUAGAGGAAUGCAAAAACUGCUCAUUCUUUUCGUUCUACAAAUUUAAUCUACAAAACUAGAGUAUUACAGAUGAAAAUAUCCUGAAAUUAUGACGUAUGACAUAUUAUGUUAAUGAGAUGUAAUAUUUACUUGUUGGGUGGGGCGAGGGAACAUUAUGUUGAGUGUAUGAGUGAUCUGGUAGGUUUUGGUGCAAAAUAUUGUUUCGUUUGGAACUUUCUUUAUGAAUUUGUUUUUAUGAGUUAAAAGGCCUGGAGAGUAGGAGAGGAGGUAGACCUAGUAGAGGUAGACCUUAUUUAUUGACGAGUGUUAUUUAUUUUUUUGGAAAAUGUAUUUAUUAAUUUAUUUAUAAUUUUUGCUUCUUGACUGCAGCUGAGGGAGUGUGAGGUGGGGAAUGAGAGAGGGACAAAGAUGGAGAGAGCCAGAGGUUGUUUUUUUUUUUAAUCUUGUAUAGCACGAUGAGUUUGUAAAUGUCUGGAUGAUGACGAUGAAGAUGAUGACGAUGCUAAUUCUGUACAUAGAAAUGUGUGUUGGACUGUAUGACUCUUAAAGGGGCUUUAACACUCAUCUUUAUCAGGGCAACAAAAAAACACAAGACAUACUCACACACACACGCACACUCACAGAACUCACACUACCGACAUAUGUACAUCGCUGCCUCGCUACAGGACUACGUUUCCCAUAAUCCAUUUAUGCUCAGUGGAUCCAUAGGCAUAUCAGGAGUUAGGUUGGGACAUUAAGUUGCCAUUUUAAGCACACACAUACAGAACCACGCUCGGCAGACCAAUAUUCCUUUAUUGGCUGUACAUGAUUUAUUUAAAAAGGGUACUAUAACCUUGAAAUACAUACAACACACACACACACACACACAUGCAAACACAAAUAUGCACGUCAUCACACAACUGUCACACGACAACACACAUAAACUGAUAAGCGCACACAAAUACUAACCAUUUUCAUACUUAUAAAGACAUUCAUUAAAAAAAAAAAAAUGAAAAAUGAAAACAUGCAUACACAACACAUUCACACACAGGGUAUUACUGAGGUUUUCGUAUGUUUCAUAUCGGUGUUCCCUCCACCCUGUUCAGUUGCUAGAAGCUUCUGUCAUCUGACAUGACUCAACUCCUGAGGCCCAGGAGAACAACUUGAAGGGUUGUCUCACACAAUCGCCUGUUGUAAAUUAGCUAUAAAAUAUUGAAAUAAUGAAUUACAUUAAAAUGUUUUAUGAAGAAA
Sardina pilchardus (European sardine) is the source of this 5105-nucleotide messenger RNA. RefSeq names its product disks large homolog 4-like. The coding region runs from base 320 to 2314 and encodes 664 amino acids. Gene Ontology annotation, cellular component: basolateral plasma membrane; neuron projection; neuromuscular junction. The record is from RefSeq and is a predicted model, not a curated record. The transcript is spliced from 20 exons. Lineage: Eukaryota; Metazoa; Chordata; Actinopteri; Clupeiformes; Clupeidae. Gene Ontology annotation, molecular function: kinase binding. Gene Ontology annotation, biological process: cell-cell adhesion; AMPA glutamate receptor clustering; chemical synaptic transmission.